Tachysurus vachellii is the source of this 3026-nucleotide messenger RNA. It is a transcript of the gene marchf5, whose product is annotated as membrane-associated ring finger (C3HC4) 5. The transcript is spliced from 6 exons. Bases 359 to 1222 code for a protein of 287 amino acids. The record is from RefSeq and is a predicted model, not a curated record. Gene Ontology annotation, molecular function: zinc ion binding. NCBI's taxonomy places the organism in Eukaryota, Metazoa, Chordata, Actinopteri, Siluriformes, Bagridae.
CGCAUGCGCAGUGCGUCUCCUAUUUCAGCGCACAGUCAGGAGUUGUAAAUGGAGUCAAGCGGUCAUAUUGACGCGAUAACGCCAAGAUCAUAUAAAGUAUUAGUUGUGUGGUGCGAGAACGUUAUCCGUGAGCUUUGGAGUAGUGAUAGUGUGAGUUAUUAGGUUAUGUAAGAGUUUAGCAUAGCGUUGUGCGUCCUAACGCAGCUAGUUAGCUAGCAUAACUGCUACAGCGUAGCGAGGUGUUAGCUUAGCUUAGCCUAGCCUAGCUUAGCUUAGCUUAGCUUCCGCUAUAACGCUUAACAGUUUGUAAGAAAGAAAAAAAAAACACGAAUCCUGUGUGAUAUUAAAGGCUACAGCUAUGGCAGAGGAGAACUCCGUUGCUAUGCAACAAAUGUUGGACAGGAGUUGCUGGGUGUGUUUUGCCACAGAUGAGGAUGACCGCACUGCUGAGUGGGUGCGGCCGUGCCGAUGCCGCGGCUCCACCAAGUGGGUGCAUCAAACCUGCUUGCAGCGCUGGGUAGACGAGAAGCAGCGGGGCAACAGUACAGCACGUGUGGCCUGUCCUCAGUGCAAUGCCGAGUACCUCAUUGUCUUCCCCACGCUAGGACCCAUUGUGUAUGUGCUGGAUUUGGCAGACAGGCUUAUUUCCAAAGCAUGCCCAUUCGCUGCAGCUGGCAUCAUGGUGGGCUCCAUCUAUUGGACUGCGGUCACAUAUGGAGCAGUCACAGUAAUGCAGGUGGUUGGCCAUAAGGAAGGGCUGGACGUGAUGGAGAGGGCUGAUCCGCUGUUCCUCCUUAUCGGACUGCCCACCAUCCCAGUCAUGCUCAUUCUGGGAAAGAUGAUACGCUGGGAGGACUAUGUGCUGCGUCUGUGGAGGAAGUAUUCUAACAAGCUGCAGAUCCUCAACAGCAUCUUCCCUGACCACCCAUGUUUUGUAGGGAUUGGAUGUCCAGUUCCCAGAAUCCCUGCCGAGGCAAGUCCGUUAGCCGAUCACGUAUCAGCCACUCGGAUCCUGUGUGGAGCGCUGGUGUUCCCCACCAUCGCCACCAUCGUAGGCAAGCUCAUGUUUAGCCGUGUCAACUCCAACCUGCAGAGGACCAUCCUGGGUGGCAUUGCAUUUGUGGCCAUUAAAGGUGCGUUUAAGGUGUACUUUAAACAGCAGCAGUACCUUCGCCAGGCCCAUCGCAAGAUCCUCAACUUUCCAGAGCAGGAAGAAGCCUGAGGGACAAAGAGCGAAUGUCCGCAGCCCUUUAAGACACAGAUCUCCAUGCCAUCUGCACCAUGUUGUGUGUGUGUAUGUGUGUGUCGGUGUGCGUGCAUGCUGUGGAGCGAAUACAGACGUCUGCUGCUGGAACAAGCUUAAACCUGGUUGCUACAACUUAAGAAAUGUGUAUUUGAGAGUAGGGGAGUGGACAUAGGGACGAACGUUGCAGCACCCCAAAGCAUUUCUGAUUCACGCAAGCUGUUCGGUUUUGUCUCUCCCUGAGAAUGUGAUUAUUUUUACUCUCUUCCAUCUGUAUGUACAAGUAAAGAUUCAGAUUCUUCUCAUGUUAUAAUCAGAGCUGGCAGAGGUUCCUUCUUUUCUGUAUUUUAUAGGUUGUAGUAUUUUUAAGUUAAGAACAUGUUGAAUUCUAAGAGUUUUAUGUGAAUAAAUGACUGAUUUUUUUUUUAUAAAUACUAUGAUUUUGAGAUGGAUUAGAAAUAUUGCCUUUUGGUGACUACUCUUUCAGAGCUGACAUUACAUGCUGCUACAAAUAUAAAUGUAUACAAUCAGAGACACUGAUUUACUCACCCUACUUUAUAUUUUAAUGGAGAUCAUUUGGGUUUCUGGAUCUACAUUUAUUCUAGUCUGAGACAAGAAUUUUAACCUACUAUGUAUUUGCAGUUCAGACUAGUAUUAACACGCAUCCAGAUCCCUGUCUCGGUUGUAAAACGAUGAGGUGCUACGGGAGUAUCAUCUACACCAUGACUAAUGCAAAAUCUUUCUAUAAGCUUGAAAAGCCUCUAUCAGUUUGGUACAAUAAUGAAGUUAAGAAGAAUUGAUUUGAAAAUGAAUUUUCUUGACCAUCCCGAGAACGUGCUCACCACAAAAAGGUCAAAAAUUUCUUUAAAAAAAAAAAAAGUCUCCAAACUGACUAAUUUCUUGCUCUGUUUAACGGUCUAAAAGAAAAUGACCCACUGAAUAAGAUUACUCGGUGAUCAUCAACAAGUGGUUUUCAAAAUCUAACUUCCGGAAAAGCCAUUAUCUCUGAUCACUGUCUCAUCCUUCACUCAUUCUUAAUGAGCCCCACUACAUUUAAUCCAUUUCAUCCACAGUAAGCCUGAGACUUUCCCUCUGAUGUGGUGACCAGGUCACUUUCUCCUGAAAUGUCUCCAAACGAAUAGAGAAUAAAUAAGAUGAGCGUCUAUGGUUAACUACAGGGAACAUUGCCUGAGUGCUUUAUAAUAAUGGAAGGUGUGUGAUGGUUAUCAUGACUAACAGAUGGAUCGAUUUAAGUGACUUUCUGUCCAUGUGAUCACUCCUAAGUAACUGCAUUUAUGAUCGCCCUUUGUAUAAGAAACUUGGUCAGAACUAAGAGAUGUAAGUGUAUUACAUUUAAAAAAAAAGUGAGGGAUUUUAUUUCCUUGGGAAAAUCGCAUGUAAAUAACAACUGACUGCAGUGUGAAGGACGACAGCGUUGUGCUCAGCUUUUUCAAUGCAGUAAACUUCAGCCUUUAAUGCGGAGUAGCUACCGUGGCAGGUUUUAAUAUAGUGCCAGACACAGCUUUUGUUAUACACUCAAUACAACCAAUGUAAUUCAGAAAACAUGUCAAAAUUGUUCAUGCACAUGAAAGGAAAAAAGCUUGAUGAAAGCCCCAGGCUUAUCUUUACCCAAAUGGUUACUGCCAUUUUCAGCCAAUAAUCAAUUAAUCACUGUGUCUAACCAGUGCUUUGAAUAUAUUAGAAAACUCACUAUAAACACAUGACUUGUAUAUACAGAUAUUGCUUCUGGUCGAUUUGUCAAUAAAUGUAUUUUUCCACUGCU